AUGACAGAGACAUUGAAUGUCCUAGUCAAUGACGUAUCAAGUGUAGGCGCUUACACACUUGAUCUGAUUGCGCCUCCGAAGUUGACUUCGGAGAUCACUCAGUUGCCAAAUCUCGAACAUAAAAGGUUCUUGCGUGAUCUGCGUAGUGGCAAAGUCAAGCAGAUCUGCAUACCCGUCGCUAACGACGAGUGUGUAGCCGACAUAAGGUCAGCAACAGUGUUCACUGAGAACGAGAGAGUUCUCAGUAGUUCAUCUAUGGACGAGAGUGUCCUAGAUGAAAAGACACGAGUGGAGCGAUAUGACUCCCAAUCGUGGGAAUCGCUCAAGACAAAUCCUCUCAAUGAAGAUUUGGUUAAAUUCAAGGAUGUAUUCCCUGAAACUGUUCCGUCCGAGUUACCGAAGGAUAAAGGUACUCGACACGAGGUCGAGCUUAAACCAGGCUCGAAGUACUGUGUCAUGAAGCAGUGGCCACUGCUUCGUGAACAAGUACUUGCGGUCGACUAG
Molecule: messenger RNA, 504 nt
Organism: Peronospora matthiolae
Lineage: Eukaryota; Oomycota; Peronosporomycetes; Peronosporales; Peronosporaceae
Source: the annotation of a GenBank genome assembly